Homalodisca vitripennis (glassy-winged sharpshooter) is the source of this 2805-nucleotide messenger RNA. RefSeq names its product THO complex subunit 4-like. NCBI's taxonomy places the organism in Eukaryota, Metazoa, Arthropoda, Insecta, Hemiptera, Cicadellidae. The record is from RefSeq and is a predicted model, not a curated record. Bases 282 to 1037 code for a protein of 251 amino acids. Gene Ontology annotation, molecular function: mRNA binding. The transcript has 5 exons. Gene Ontology annotation, biological process: mRNA export from nucleus. Gene Ontology annotation, cellular component: nucleus.
CGCGCGCCAUCUUGUCUUUUAGUCGCCGCCACUCAACUCCAUUUCCUUCAUUCGUUGUUUGUCUCUCGUCUGAGGAAGUUCGUUGUUGAUUAACUAUAAGAUUUGAUUGCGUUUAGAUAUCCUUGCUGACAUUAGUGAGUGUUUUGAACAGUCGUUAGAUUUGAGUGCUUUUGGAUAUCUCUCCUUACAUCAGCGUGUUAUUGAACCUAGUUUGGAAUACUUUCUAAGUCAUUAUUAGUUACGGUAUCGUGAAUAAUAAGAAAGGAACAUAGUUCAUCAUAAUGGAUAAGGUAGAAAUGAGUUUGGACGACAUAAUAAAACAAAGCAAGGAAUUUAAGAGCACUGCAAGGAGAGGUCGUGGACGAGGAGGUUUCCGUCGGGGUGGACCAACUCAGAGCAAUACCAGAGGUGGUGGAGGACCCAUGAGAAGCAAGAGAGGUAGAUUUAAUUCAGCAACGAGAACUCCCUAUUCUCGAUCUCCUGGUGAUAUCAACAGCCGUUGGCAGCAUGAUAUGUAUGAUGGCCCAGCUUUCAAUAGGAGGAGGGGAUCAGGAGGCCUAGGCGUGACAGGCGGUCGUACAAAACUAGUCGUCUCAAACCUGGACUACGGAGUAUCAAAUUCAGACAUACAGGAGCUCUUUUCAGAAUUCGGCCCUCUUCACAGUGCAACGGUGAACUAUGACAAGUCUGGCCGCUCCAUGGGCUCGGCUAACGUCGUAUUUGAGCGAAAAGCAGACGCUGUCAAAGCUUUGAAACAGUACAACAGUGUUCCUUUAGAUGGUCGGCCCAUGCACAUUGAAUUGACCACGUCUGAUGUUGCCGUUGUGAUGCAGCAAGCAAACCGAGUCAGUGGAAGUGGAGGCUUCACCCGCAGACCAAGUGCUGGUGGACGUUUUGGUCGAGGAGGUGGUGGAGGAGGCUUCAGAAGGGGUGGACGAGGCGGGGGAAGAGGUGGCGGACGAGGAGCGAAAAACAGCGUCCCUACUGCGGCAGAGUUAGAUGCAGAACUAGAUGCCUACGUCAACAAAAUAAAGUAGUGUAACCUGAAAGUGAAUAAAGUGUAUAUGUUGUUAAUGGAACAAUUUUUGUACAAAUUCUAGACCUAUUACCAAUUUAGUGGAUUGAAAUGAUUAUAAUGAUAAAAGACAGUCGUUUUUGCUCCAUCUUGUUAUUGCAAAAAGUGCAGUAUUGAAUUCUUAUUAUUUUAAUUCACUACCAGUAGUGUUUAUUUCGAUUUCAACAAAUUUUAUUAUUUUGUACUUAGGAUAUUUAUACGUACAGAAAUCUCAUACCUGUUGGCAUGUAAGCCCAUUGUACGGUAUCAUUCAAGCCAAACGUGAAAAUUGUUUUAGGCUUAUGCAGUAGUUGUGUUUUAUAAGUAUAUCAGAUUAAAAUAUAUUCUACUUUUUAUAUGAUUCUCAUUUCUCAUCCGAAGUUUUGUAGUGUUCGGUUUGUAAGUUUUGAUUGGCAGGUUAUAUUCUAGUAAUUGUGUGUAAUUUAAAGUGUAGGCCUUCUAUAAGGUGUUGCAUUUUUUUUUUUUUAAUUUACCUGCUUUAGCUGAUAAUUAGUUUAAUUAAAACUUGUCAUACAUUGAAUAAUAUUUCUCUUAACUUGAAAUUACUUAAGAUUUUAAAAGGAGGUAAACAGAAAUUUCAGUGACAGCACUAACUAAAUCAGUAAAUGACACUUUUGUUAUCUUCUUAAUCAAUUCUUGAAUUUUUCUCUUUAGUGAUGGAUUUGAAAAACUGUGUAAACAGUCCAGUCUCGAAAGUCUGUCAUUGAAUUUACUCUUGUUGCCAAUUAUCGUGUUCUAAAAUUCUCAACUAUAUAAUUGUUUAAUGUAUUUAUAUACUUGCCAUUGAUGUAUAAUAGCCUAGAUUAAUUUGUCGGUAAAGAAUUAGUAGGCCUAAAAUAUAAUCAGUAAUUUUUAACAUGUUCGCUGAUGUGAGUACUUUUCAAUUGCUUUGGUGGAAGCUUCAAAUGUGAUGUUUUUAAUUUAGUAAAGUUUUGUUUGUAAAGUUGAUUCAAUAGUAAUGGAGUUUUUAAAUGUAAAAUAUACAAUCGUUAUUCAAUGUUCAAGAAUCAUUGAAAAAAAGAAUUUAUUGAGUAUUAAAUUAAGAUAUUCAUAAUCAAUAUAGUUUAAUUAAAAUUAUCAUCAUGAAUUAUGUAGAGCCAUAAUCUAUAUCUAUUUAUUUCUUCCAAAUGAAAGAUUUUGGCCUGAUCUUAUUACCAAUAUCUUGGAUUUUUUGCAUUGUUUUUUUGUUGUAGAUAUCUUCGGUUAGUUGAUAUUAAAACUUUUGUUAUUUACCUAAUUUUAAUAUGGUUUGAUAACUAAUAUAAUUUAUGUUCAAAUUACAAUUUGAACUGCAUAUUGUAGUACCUCCAUGGAGAUAUUUCUUUUACAGAAAAGUUUCUGGGCGAGAAAGUGUAGUUUUAUUAGUAUAUUAUUUAUUUAUCUUUUUAUAGUAUUUGGGAGAUCCUUAAAAUUCGCCAAUUGUUUGUUUCAAUAAAAAAUACUUUGCUAUCUACCUUGAUCAUGUGUUGAUCAUAAUAUGUGUGUGAUCAUAAUAUGUCCAUCAGCUAACAUGUUAAAGAUGCGUAAUUCAGCAUGUGUGCAUGUCCACACGAAACCUGUAUAUAUACAUAGAAUAAUUUUGAGUUUAUUUUAGAUCGUAUUGCUUUGUCAACUGUUUUGAUAAAGAAAUGUAUUGGAAUAUUCCUGAAUUACUUCACACUUAUGUUAUUUGUUAAAAAGAGACUAUCAUAUUUUGAAAAACUUAAACAAUUAAAAAGCUUUUCUAUAAA